Molecule: messenger RNA, 814 nt
Organism: Asparagus officinalis (garden asparagus)
Lineage: Eukaryota; Viridiplantae; Streptophyta; Magnoliopsida; Asparagales; Asparagaceae
Product: 50S ribosomal protein L29, chloroplastic
Exons: 2
Coding region: 90-611 (173 amino acids)
Biological process (GO): translation
Cellular component (GO): ribosome; chloroplast
Molecular function (GO): structural constituent of ribosome
Source: RefSeq, a predicted model, not a curated record
CUUGCUCGACCGCGUUAUCCUUCUAUCCUCCAAAGACCCCGAACCCUCCUGCAACCAAAGCUAGAAAAAUCUCGAGAAAGAGAGGAAUAAUGCUAGCGUUGGGGAUCCCUUCACCUCCUUGCUCUCCCCCAAUUCUCUCUUAUUAUUCCUCUCCAAAAACCUCCAAAUUCUCGUCUCUAACCUCCUCCUUCAAUGGCCUCAAAACUACGAGGAUCAAAACCUCAAUCCGAACUCCACUGCCCUCCCCCUCCGACAAAACGGUCGUCAGAAUGGCGAAGAGAGAGGAGGAGCUGAAGGAUAUCAGGGCCAAAACAACCGAAGAGAUCAAUGAAGAGAUUGUUGAUCUCAAGGGGGAGCUCUUCAUGUUGAGGCUUCAGAGGUCGGCGAGGAACGAGUUCAAGUCCAGCGAGUUCCGCAGGAUGAGGAAAAGGGUAGCUAGGAUGCUGACAGUAAGAAGGGAGAGGGAGAUUGAAGAGGGAAUCAACAAAAGACUUUCAAGAAAGCUCGACAGGAAAUGGAAGAAGAGCAUUGUGGUUAGGCCGCCUCCUUCUUUGAGGAAGAAGCAAGAGGAAGAGAAAGCUAAAGCUGCAGAAGCAGAGAAAUCGGCAUAACUUACCACAUAUUCCCUGAUCUUCUUCUUCUCAGUGUAUUUUUAACGUUGGUUACUUUUCUGAACAAGUUGUUUUAUUUUGCAUUCAUAAUGAAUACGUUGAGCACUUUUGCUUAAAUUACGUGUGAUCUUCAGUCUCAUUCGCAAUGUUUCCUUUGAGAAUUGGCAUCUGUGAUUAUUGAAGGAAGCCAUGUUGUUAUCAGA